AUGGCGCCCGUCAACCGCCGCAAGAAGCUCUUUGUUGAUCCGGACGAGCCCCAAACAAAAGACUACGACCCGGAAGUCGAUGCUCCAGAGGAUGAUGCCGAAAACAGUGAUGAUAGCGAUGCUGUAGACAAUGCUGGCACAGAGCACUAUGUCUCUGUAGGAAAGAGCAAGCUCCGACAGAAGCAAGCGCCUGCACUGGGUGCCAAGUAUAGUGGCUCUCGUGUGAGUCGCGCGGCCUUGGAGGAGAGCAGCGAGGAUGAAGAGGGGUCACAAGAAGACUCAGAGGAGGACGAGUCUGGCUCCGAAGAAUUUGCCGACCCUGAGACCGCCGACCUCGACGCCGACGAUGGCGAGGACCACGAGAUCGAGAGCGACGACGCUCUGUGCGAUAGUGACGAAGAGCAUCUCAAGGAUUUUACCUUCCGCGGAAGCUCAAAACCCAAGGUCAAUGGUCAGAGGAAUAAGCGCCCGGUUGCCGCUGACUUUCUGUCCGGAUCCGAAGACGACGAUGCCACCAGCAAUGGUGGUGCAGAUGUGGGGUCUGACGAUGAAGGCGAAGACGAGUCUGAUGACCUAGAAGGGCUGGACGACGACGACGAUGAUUCUGGCUCUAAUGAAGAUGGUGCGUCUAUUUCUGGCGAAGACGACGAGGAAGAGUCGGAUGAGGACGGUGAGUCGGGCAGCGAAGACGAUGAGGACGCGGAAAAGUCGCACCAGGACAAGCUGAGCAAGACCAUGAACGACAUGAAGCAAGGGCAGAAGAGCAUUCUUGCGAAUAUAUCACAGGCUGCCAAGGCCGAGGCUGAAAAAGGUCUCGCUGUUCGACAGCAGCGGCGAUCAUUUGACGCUCUGCUCAACCUGCGCAUUCGACUCCAGAAGGCCUUGGUCGCUGUCAACACGCUCAGUGCCGUGGAUGAGGAUGCUGAGAGUUCCAAGAAACCCUACGAGGCUGCCGAAGAAGCUGCUAUCAAACUCUGGAACACCAUCGACAGUUUCCGUGACAGCUUACUGCCUGCCUCCGCCGCAAGCGCUGGGCAGAAGCGAAAGCGGGAAAUUGAUGCCGACACAGCUACCCAGUCUAUCUGGGAGAUGAUGGAUGUCACAGAGAGCCAGGCACUUGCGCACCGCAACAAGGUUCUUGAUAAGUGGGCUGCCAAAGUCCGAAGAACACCAGCAACGGCUGCCAGGAAGCUCAUCGCCACGCCGAAUCAGUCCCUGAUCUCCGAGCUUCAGGACCAGAUGCUCAACUCGGACAGGCUGGUCAAGCGGACCAAGAUCCCGCGAUCCUGUGCUCCCGCUCAAGCUGCCAAGAAGGUUGCCGAGGACGCCCGGAUCUACGACGACGCGGACUUUUACCAGCUCCUGCUGAAGGAGCUCGUGGACCAGCGGUCCUCCGACACCACUGCUCCAGGCAGCGCCGUGCCUACUGUCAGGUGGGCAGCCCUUAAGGAGGCGAGGACGCGCAAGCAGGUCGACCGCAAGGCCAGCAAAGGCCGCAAGCUGCGCUUCAACGUCCAUGAGAAGCUGCAGAACUUUAUGGCGCCCGACGACAGGCGGUCGUGGGAGCAGGACGCCAUCGAUAGAUUCUUUGGGACGCUGUUCGGCCAGAAGAUGGAGCUUAAAGAGGACGAUGAGUCGGACGACGAGAUGGACGGUGUCAAUGUCGAAGAGGAGGGUCUGAAGCUGUUCCGCAGCUGA
Messenger RNA from Thyridium curvatum, 1698 nucleotides. RefSeq lists its product as uncharacterized. Gene Ontology annotation, biological process: maturation of SSU-rRNA from tricistronic rRNA transcript (SSU-rRNA, 5.8S rRNA, LSU-rRNA). The coding region runs from base 1 to 1698 and encodes 565 amino acids. The transcript has 3 exons. The record is from RefSeq and is a predicted model, not a curated record. NCBI's taxonomy places the organism in Eukaryota, Fungi, Ascomycota, Sordariomycetes, Thyridiales, Thyridiaceae. Gene Ontology annotation, cellular component: nucleolus; nucleus.